Spizellomyces punctatus DAOM BR117 is the source of this 1026-nucleotide messenger RNA. RefSeq lists its product as uncharacterized. Gene Ontology annotation, molecular function: FAD transmembrane transporter activity; folic acid transmembrane transporter activity. Gene Ontology annotation, cellular component: mitochondrion. Gene Ontology annotation, biological process: folate import into mitochondrion; nucleotide transport. Lineage: Eukaryota; Fungi; Chytridiomycota; Chytridiomycetes; Spizellomycetales; Spizellomycetaceae. Bases 1 to 1020 code for a protein of 339 amino acids. The record is from RefSeq and is a predicted model, not a curated record. The transcript has 3 exons.
AUGGAUAACCCAAACGCAAGAAAACUAUCGCACACUCAGAUAAACAUCAUUUCCACCUUCCUAUCGGGUCUGGCGACAUUCAUCGCGUUUUAUCCACUUGAAGUCGUCGAAUUGCGACUGCAAGUCCAGAAGCGAGUUUAUAAGGGGUUGAUCGAUGCCCUCAGAAGGAUUCGAAAGGAGGAAGGCCUGCGUGCGCUGUACAGGGGGUUUCCACCUGCAUUGAUACAGGCGACGCUUGGAUGGGCAUGUUAUUAUUGUGCAUUUGAUUUCGCACGACAUGUCAUUUACACCGAGUUCCUAUCAUCGGCCGCUGAUCGUUCUGGCCAACAUCACAUCUCGCACCACUUGAAAGAGAUUACCGACGGCGUCCCUGUCCAACAAGUUGUUCAAGAAGUGGCACACGACUCUCUUCCCCCUGAAUGUCGGCCAGAGGAGAUCCCACCCGCGGCCAACCUUGCUGGGGCAGCCAUAUCUGGAGCGCUCUGUACAUUGGUAUUUAAUCCGCUUCAAGUGCUUAAACUUCGAAUGGUCACUGCACCACCGGGCAAGAACCCAUCCAUGCUCGACACAUUCAGAUCCAUUGUACAUCAUCCAUCAUCAAGAAUGACCCGCCUCCCAUCUAGAGUCAAGACGCUCUGGAAAGGGACACUUCCCGCUCUGUUUGGCGUCUCAGAAGGCUGCAUCCAAUUUACAGUCUACGAACGGCUCAAAGCUUCCUUGCCACCACAUCCAACCUCCCUGGUCCUGGCCUCGACGACUGCUCGUUUUGUAUCAGGGGUGACAACGUACCCCUACCAGGUUCUUCGAUCGCGUUUACAGAAUUCGGAUGAGUACCGAGGAGUCCUAGAUGCAUGCAAGAGAAUCGGGAGGGAAGAGGGGUUGGCCGCAUUUUGGAGGGGCGUUGGACCGAAUUUGGUGCGGACGGUUCCACCUGCUGGGUUCUUGUUGACGAUGAAUGAUGUUUUGAGGGAGGCUCUUCAUAGGCGAUUUGGGACGGGAAGGGGAGAUAGAAUCGGGUGAUAUGAC